Messenger RNA from Fimicolochytrium jonesii, 557 nucleotides. RefSeq lists its product as uncharacterized. Lineage: Eukaryota; Fungi; Chytridiomycota; Chytridiomycetes; Spizellomycetales; Powellomycetaceae. The transcript has a single exon. The record is from RefSeq and is a predicted model, not a curated record. The coding region runs from base 36 to 269 and encodes 77 amino acids.
GAAGGGGGUGGUGGGUGGAGGAAUAGGACUUGGGGAUGUGGGGGCGCUGGGGAGUCCGCCGAAUCCGGCUGGUCCGCCCGGGAUUGGGGCUCGCCCGCCUGCUUCCGUCGUGCCUGCGGCUCAGCCCGCACAGCAACAGCAGACGGUGGAGUCUCUCCAACCGACACCGAGGCAACCGAUCCAAUCGGCUCAACCUGGACCAUCCGUACCCACCCAACCGCAACAACACCAACAGCAGCAAACCGAAAUUCCACCCCCACCCAAUCUAACAACGACAUUCACGCCACCACAAUGGUCAGGUAUACCCCCGCCCGUCUCACAGCCUAUUUCUGUCUUGCCUGGAGGUGGACCCGCACCUGUGUCACAACUCAAAGAACAGGCGCCGCAGAUGUUUUCCGUUUUGCCUGGAGGUGUAGCGGCGGCGCACGAAGUGGUUGUGGGGAGUGCCGGUGCGCAUCUGGUGCAGGCUGGUGAAGGGGCGGGUGUCGAGGGCAACUGAAGUUGGGACAGGGGCGUGUAAUGGAAAGGGUUUAUGGGUUGGGUAACAAGGAGUGUUG